CUCAUUUUCUGAAGGAAAAAAAAAAAGAAGAAAACUCAUUUUCUUGACGACUGUGAUAUCACAAGAGUAGAGAGCUUUAAUUUGUCUGCUUUGGAACUCAAUCCGCCAUGGAAAAAGUAGAGUUACCGGUUCACGAGCAUCCUUUGUUCGUCUUUGAUCGAGUUUGUAUGGAUACGUGUAAAGGAUGUGGUGUUUACGGUUACUUUUAUGCUGGCUACAUUUGCAAUGAGUUAGGUUGUAAUACUCUCUUCCACAAGGAGUGCGUCGAGUCUGUACCGGAGAUCAAACACCCUUCCCAUCGGAAACAUCCUCUCAAGCUCAACCUCAAAUGUGGACGGUUUUGUUGUAGUUUGUGUGCAGGUGUAUUGAAAGUUGGUUAUCAUUGUUCAAUAUGCAACUUCUACGUGCAUUUGGUUUGUGCAAGAAGAUCUCCAUCCUCAACUUCAUCCUCAUCUUCACUGCUACCUACUACUAUUGACAAUUCCAAAGUGCAUCAACAUCCACUUCUACUCUCCAAAAACGUAAAGACAUUCUUGCUAGAGGGAGAGCGCAAUUGCAAAGUGUGCAACACGAAUAUCAACAUCAAUGAAGAACAGCAACUAAUUUAUGAAUGCCGCUUGUGCAAUCUAUUCUUCCAUUGGGAAUGUGUCGGGCUCAUUCCAGACGUGUACCACACUUCUCAUCCCAAACAUCCCCUCAAGUUGUUCAAAUACGGAGCACCAGGGUAUGCUCAUGAGGAUUGCCUUCUUUGUGGGAAGAAGUUUGAAAAGAGAUCUUACAACUGUGAUCAAGUUUAUCACUGCGAUGUUUGUAAUGUCACCAUAUGCAAGGAGUAUUGUAUGGCGAACCCACCGCCAGUUUCCAUUGUGAGCCCAACGACACAUGAGCAUAACCUCCACCUCGUUCCAAGACUUGUCAAUUUUACUUGCAAUGCUUGUCUCCAAUGCAAUUUCAUGAUUCAUCGGGAUUGUAUUGAUUUACCCCGGUUGAUAAAUAUCAAUCGUCACAAUCAUCGCAUCUCUUACACUCGUCAUUUUGGACACGGGAAUUGGACAUGUGGAGUUUGUCGUAAAAAAGUAGAUGGGUUUUAUGGGGCUUAUUCUUGCUCAAAGUGUCCUAGAUAUGCUGUUCAUGCAAGAUGUGCAACGAAAAAUGAUGUGUGGGACAAAGUAGAACUAGAAGAAACACUAGAAGAAGAGGAACUCGCGCCAUUCGAAGUGGUAGAUGAGAAUCAUAUAAAGCAUUUCAGCCAUGGCCAUAAUUUAAGACUCAACAAUGAUGGUAAGACUACCCAAGAAAGCAAACUUUGUGACGCUUGUGUCUCCCAAAUCAAUGACGAUUCGUAUUAUGGUUGUGAGCGAUGCGACUUUAUUCUACAUGAAACAUGUGCUAGUCUUCCCAGACAGAUAAGGCAUGUCUCCAACAACAUACCGUUCACUCUACAGACAGCUGAUACAUAUAGAAAACGUUGUUCUGCUUGUUCCCAGCUUUUCACCGGUUUCAAGUAUGAACUUAGGUCUGGUUAUGCUACUCUAGAUGUACGUUGUGUUAGAUUGUGGGCUUCCAACUCAAAACCAAUUGGCAAUGAGUGGAGAGACCCAUAUCUUAUAUAUACUACUUAAGAUCCUACUCAACUUACAAUGUGGGAUAUUGUAUCCCUAAUACGCCCCCUCGAGAUGAUGGCUUCUUUAGGCAUCAAUCUCGGUAUGUUCAGGCAUGAAUCGGCGGGCCAACUAUUGGGCUGGGCCGAUUGUGGAUUAGGUUGAGUAUGUGCGGACCGGGCUCUGAUACCAUGUUAGAUUGUGGGCUUCCAACUCAAAACCAAUUGGCAAUGAGUGGAGAGACCCAUAUCUUAUAUAUACUACUUAAGAUCAUACUCAACUUCUAAUGUGGGAUAUUGUAUCCCUAAUACGUUGCAGUUCAAUAUUUGAACCAUUUCUUCAUGAAAGCCAUCCACAUCCUUUAUACUACAAAUUCUUCAGUUUUAUGGGGGAUACGAGAUGCUCUGCAUGUGUUGGAAAUACCGCCAUGAGUAUGUUAUGUUGUGAUGAGUGUGAGUUUUGAUUGGACUUCCGGUGUGCUACUUUGCCUAGAAAGGUAAUGAGUCAAAGGUACGAUGAUCAUCCUCUCUACUUGUCUUACGGUGAAAAUAAGGAAGAUAGUCAAUUUUGGUGUGAGGUAUGUGAAACAAAAGUAGAUCCAAAAGAAUGGUUCUAUACAUGUAAUCCGUGUGGGAUCAUUUUGCAUGUCUCAUGUGUUGUUGGAGACUUCUCAUUUCACAUACCAGGGCACAUUUCCUUGGACGAAACCUCAAAUGGAGAAGUGGUACCCAACACUUCUAUUU
Messenger RNA from Camelina sativa (false flax), 2344 nucleotides. RefSeq lists its product as uncharacterized. Lineage: Eukaryota; Viridiplantae; Streptophyta; Magnoliopsida; Brassicales; Brassicaceae. The record is from RefSeq and is a predicted model, not a curated record.